UGAUAGGCGGGUUGGCAGCGGGCUGCAUCGCUAGUCUCGUUUCCCUCCGCUAUUUCUAAAUUCAAUCUGAAUAGGACAAUAUCCAAGCGGGAGAGCUGUGGGAAAGAGCCUACCCGGGAGUUUGUCCGCCUCCACCGAAGCAGCCCGAGUUCGAAACUCAGGUUGGACUAGGUCUCGGUCUGUCUGUGCGCGGAGCUCUGUGGCCAGAGAGAGAGAGAGAGAGAGAGAGAGGGAGAAUGAGGAAGAACUCUCAGGGCACCUUUUUGUCCUCCGAUAUGCAGAUUUUCUGAUAAAGCAUCAGUUAUCUGAUCAUCUCAUACAGGUCGUGGAAAACUGCGAGUGUAUGGGAAUCUUUAACAAUUUUUUCUUCACCUAGGUAUCUCGCCUUGAUCUCCUAUAUAACCCAAGACGAAUGUGAGCUGUAAUAGGCUACUUACUACUGACGGCUCUUGCAGCUCUCUAUUGGCAUUUUCACGUCUAGGCUAGGCUACAACAACUACUAUUGCUGACUUAUUCUGCCUGUGGAUCUUGCAGUUGCGUCUUAGAAAAGGUUUAGGAAGCAGAGGAAGUGAACCACUCCAGAAUCAUGGGAAACUUUCAGAUCUCCCCCAUUCUCUCCCUUGGCCUUCGGUUCGUGGUUGUCGUAGCGAUCCUGUUCCUCAAAUUCCAACAUGUGACGGCUAUGUCCUCGGAUGUGGACUUGGAUCAGUUUGUGUCUCCUACUGCCAGCAGCAACAUUACUGUGUGCACUACAGCAGGCACAGCAUGCGAAAAAGGGGUGAUUCUGCCUGUCUGGGAACCUCAGAAUCCCUCGUUCGGGGACAAAGUGGCACGGGCGACAGUCUACUUCGUGGCCCUGGUGUACAUGUUCCUCGGAGUAUCCAUCAUUGCUGACCGUUUCAUGGCAUCCAUCGAGGUCAUCACCUCUCAGGAGAAAGAGAUCACUAUUAAGAGACCCAACGGAGAGACCACCACCACCACCGUGCGGAUCUGGAACGAGACCGUGUCCAACCUCACGCUUAUGGCCCUGGGUUCUAGUGCCCCUGAGAUCCUACUGUCCGUCAUUGAGGUUUGUGGACAUGGUUUUCAUGCUGGAGCCUUGGGCCCCAGCACCAUCGUGGGCAGCGCCGCCUUCAACAUGUUUGUCAUCAUCGGCAUCUGUGUGUGGGUGGUGCCCGACGGGGAGGUCCGUAAGGUCAAGCACCUGCGCGUCUUCUUCGUCACAGCCACCUGGAGCAUCUUCGCCUAUAUAUGGCUCUACCUGAUCCUGGCUGUCAUCUCCCCUGGCAUAGUGCAGGUAUGGGAGGGCCUGCUCACCCUCUUCUUCUUUCCAAUCUGCGUGUUGUUCGCCUGGGUCGCUGACCGACGCCUGCUCUUCUACAAGUACGUCUACAAGCGCUACCGUACCGGCAAGCAGCGGGGCAUGAUCAUUGAGACCGAGGGCGACCGCCCGCUCCCGUCCAAAGUCGACAUCGAGAUGGAUGGGAAGAUGCUCAACUCUCACGCGGCGGACUUCCUGGACGGGCCUCUGGGGCUGGACCUAAACGUGAAGGACCUGGAUGAAGAGGAGACCCGGCGCGACAUGGCCAAGAUCCUCAAGGAGCUGAAGCAGAAGCACCCAGAUAAGGAGGUGGAGCAGCUGAUUGAACUGGCCAACUACCAGGUAUUGAGUUCCCAGCAGAAGAGCAGGGCCUUCUACCGCUGCCAGGCCACCAGGCUCAUGACCGGCGCUGGUAACAUCCUGAAGAAGCAUGCAGCCGACCAGGCCCGCAAGGCCAUCAGCUUGCACGAGGUCCGCUCUGAUGUGGCUGAUAACGACCCCGUUUCCAAGAUCUACUUUGACCCCGGCUCCUACCAGUGCCUGGAGAACUGCGGCACAGUGGCAGUGAACGUGCUACGCCGAGGUGGCGACCUGACCAAGACUGUGUCGGUGGAAUUCCGCACGGAGGAUGGAUCAGCCAACGCGGGCUCGGACUACGAAUUUACCGAAGGGGUGGUGGUGUUCAAGCCCGGAGAGACCCAGAAAGAGAUCCGCGUGGGUAUUAUCGAUGAUGACAUCUUUGAGGAGGACGAGAACUUCCUGAUCCAUCUGAGCAAUGUCAAAGUGCUGCUGGCAGAGGGGGAGGAGGUAGAGAACCCAGAGACCAAUCAUGUGGAGGCGGUGGCCUGUCUCGGUCUGCCCGCCACGGCAACCGUGACCAUCUUUGACGACGACCACGCCGGCAUCUUCACGUUCGAGGAGCCGGUGGCGCACGUGAGUGAGAGCGUGGGUACCAUGGAGGUGAAGGUGCUGCGUACAUCCGGGGCACGUGGGGUCGUCAUGGUGCCCUACAAGACUGUGGAGGGCACAGCACGCGGAGGUGGAGAGGAUUUUGAAGAUACUCACGGGGUCUUGGAGUUCCAGAAUGAUGAAAUCUUCAAAUGUAUAAAGGUCAGAAUCAUUGACGACGAGGAGUACGAGAAAAACAAGACAUUCUACGUGGAGAUGGGAGAGCCUCGCCUGAUGGAGACCAAUGACAGUAAAGCUACAGAGGUGGCUGAGAAGGAGGUGGAAGAGGUGGUGCCGCUAACAGGAGUGGAUGAUGAGGAGCAACGCAUCGCUGAUAUGGGUCGACCCACGCUUGGGGAUCACGUCAAACUUGAAAUCAUCAUCGAGGAAUCCUAUGAGUUUAAGAACACUGUGGACAAGCUGAUUAAGAAGACUAACCUGGCCCUGCUGGUGGGGACUAACAGCUGGAGAGACCAGUUCAUCGAGGCCAUCACUGUCAGCGCCGGUGAGGAUGACGAUGAUGAAGAGUGCGGCGAGGAGAAGCUGCCGUCCUGCUUCGACUACGUCAUGCACUUCCUCACCGUCUUCUGGAAGGUUCUGUUUGCGUUCGUGCCCCCGACAGACUACUGGAACGGCUGGGCCUGCUUCGUGGUGUCCAUCUGUAUGAUCGGUCUGCUCACAGCCUUCAUUGGGGACCUGGCCUCCCACUUCGGCUGCACCGUGGGCCUCAAGGACUCUGUCACCGCUGUGGUGUUUGUGGCCCUGGGGACCUCCGUGCCAGACACCUUUGCCAGUAAGGUGGCAGCCAUCCAGGACCAGUAUGCUGAUGCAUCCAUCGGCAACGUGACGGGCAGCAACGCGGUCAACGUGUUCCUGGGCAUCGGCGUGGCCUGGUCCAUCGCCGCCAUCUACCACAACUCCAAGGGCAACGACUUCAAGGUAGACCCGGGGAGCCUGGCCUUCUCCGUCACCCUCUUCACCAUCUUUGCGUUCAUCUGUGUCGGAGUGCUGAUGUACCGGCGGCGGCCUUCGAUCGGCGGCGAGCUGGGAGGUCCGCGGACUCCCAAGAUACUGACCACCAUGCUGUUUGUCAGCCUGUGGCUGCUGUACAUUCUGUUCUCCUCACUGGAGGUCUACUGCCAUUUCAAGGCCUUCUAAACAGCUACAAACUUAAGAAGGCCCUAGAAGAGCUAACCUGAGACAAGGAGGCAACAGCAACAGUGAAAAAAGUUUUUCUCUUGUCGUUAAUAACCCCGACCCACCCCACCACUUCCCCCUUUUAAGAAGUGAAAGAUCCCUCCCCUAGUGCUUAAAGGAUGAGACUGGUUGUGCAGGCGAGGAGCGGCCUGUCAGCGCUGGGACAGAGACACCUCUGAAGUCUGUAGAAUGACAGUUGUGCGCGUGUGUGUGCGCGUGUGUGUGUGUGUGUGCGUGUGUGUGCGUGCUUGUGUGUGUGUGUGUGUGUGUGUGUGUGUGUGUGUGUGUGUGUGUGUGUGUGUGUGUGUGUGUGUGUGUGUGUGUGUGUGUGUGUGUGUGUGUGUGUGUGUGUGUGUGUGUGUGUGUGUGUGUGUGUAGCUGUUUGUUAUGUCUCUCACUACCCAGCAACCCGAUAUAAACAGCAUCGUAGACGCCUGGCGCUCAUUUCAAACUAAACACUAGACAUUUGAGUGAAAUCCUUUAAUAAUUCCCAUACCAUCAUUAUUGAUAUGUAUAUGCAUGAACAUCAAAAGAAACAAAGAUACGGCUGUUCGCAAACAUAGUGGGUGGGGAGUAACAGGUACUUUUGAAGAAAGUCUCUUGUCUGUGUGUUAGUCUUAAUAAAUCUCAGUUAGGGCCUGGCUGCAAGAGCUGCUCACCACCUUCUGACCCUCGAUUUGAUCCCCAGUAGAACAUCUGAUUAGGUUUCCUCUGUUCUUUUAUCUUGCUGUAGAUGUAGUUCUGUUAAAGGAGUUUAGCAUACUUUUACCUUUAAGGCCAUAUCGUGAUUGAAUGGCCAGCGUUACCAUUUUAACUGUCAGAUAACUCGUUGUCAACUUACAUUAUCAUUUUCACCACCACCAUGCUUGAUUCAAAUUGCAAUAGAAUGCAGAGAGACCGUACUGGAUCGCCCUCUGCAUUAGCUCCAUCCAUUGGCUACACAUCUUUCAGCAGCCUCUCACCAUUGGCUCUUUCUCUCUAUCUUUGUGUCUAAGCUCCUACCAGACUGGUCUUUUUAUCAGUCCCAGUCCUCAAGGGCUCUACAGUCAAUUCUUAACCACUAACCCUAACCAGAAACCCUUUACCCCUCACCCCUAUCAUAAACCCACCCUCAACACUAAACCUUUAACCACUAACCCUAACCAGAAACCCUUUACCCCUCACCCCUAUCAUAAACCCACCCUCAACACUAAACCCUUAACCACUAACCCUAACCAGAAACCCUUUACCCCUCACCCCUAUCAUAAACCCACCCUCAACACUAAACCCUUAACCACUAACCCUAACCAGAAACCCUUUACCCCUCACCCCUAUCAUAAACCCACCCUCAACACUAAACCCUUAACCACUAACCCUAACCAGAAACCCUUUACCCCUCACCCCUAUCAUAAACCCACCCUCAACACUAAACACUUAACCACUAACCCUAACCAGAAACCCUUUACCCCUCACCCCUAUCAUAAACCCACCCUCAACACUAAACCCUUAACCACUAACCCUAACCAGAAACCCUUUACCCCUCACCCCUAUCAUAAACCCACCCUCAACACUAAACCCUUAACCACUAACCCUAACCAGAAACCCUUUACCCCUCACCCCUAUCAUAAACCCACCCUCAACACUAAACCCUCACCCUCUUUCUCUCUCCACUGAGCUGCGCAUCUUCAUUUUUUAAACAUUAAAUGGAAUAUUUCAAUAAACAAUAUCUUAAACAUAAAAUACAUCAAUUGUAAUGGUGGACAGAAGUGUAGAUUAAACGGUUGCUAUAAUGCAGUAGCUAUAGGGACAUUUUACAGAAGUUCAAAGUGAAGCUGGUGAGAAAUACAUUGACUGAGUAUUUUCUAUUUUCUGAGGUAAAGGCUUUUGUCUUAAUGAUGCAAUCUUUUUAAUCCAUCUUACUGCCAGUCUCCAGAUAUAAGGGUUUACAUUCAAGACUGUUACUCCACAUCAGGCAGGUCAAUCAGUGUGUGGAAGAGGAAGACGGUCCACAUUAUUUGAUGAAUAUACCCCGAGUUUCCUACUGAGUUUGUUUAAUACACUAUACUUGAUGUGUAACGUAACAAUAAAGUAAAAGUAAUCAUAGUUGUAGUUUGGUUUUAGAAAAUUCAGAUUUAGUCUUGUUCUUGUCAUUUCUCACCACAGAAUUUGCAGCCCCUGAAAAGGUUCCAUCUAGAUUAAAGUACUUAUAUGGAAGCCAAGUGGAGUUUACUCCUAUUUUGCCAAAGGGAACUAUUUCUAAUGGAAACUCCAGUAACAGCUUAGCCAGAAUAUGAGUGUGUUUUCUAACACACUGACAUUUCUUAACACCACCAAAAAGAUCCCUGUGCGGUACCAAAAGCCUUGGUAUUGUUUUACCUAAACAGAACAUUUCUAAUUCCAAAUUUGGAUAAAAACAUUGACAUUUGGUGGAGAUGGGGUGAUGUUUCAAAUUGAAGGAAAAACAUUGCACUGGUUCCCGUGUUUCUAAUGAAAAGGAUGACAUUGCUUAUAUGCUGACGAUGACUCUGCUGUUACAUGAUUAUACAUUAUGACCUUUCUCUGAUCUGAAAAGGUUACUAUGACAUUGAAAUACUAAAAAAGACCUUUCCUCCAACCCUAAUACUCAACUAACCAACUACAAAUGACAAGAAGAGGAGGAGGAGAAAGAAAAAACAUGUGAAGUACAGCCAUACAUUGUGUACUGGUGCAGUGAAGCACAAGGACUUCUCCUGCCCAGCAUGUUGCUAUAGUGUGCAUCUGCACUGUGACUGUGCAGCAUCUCUCUGUGUCCUCUACCCUCCCCACAUGCCAUGUCCAUAUUUUGGAAUGUUAAUCGUUAAUUAAUGUGCUACUUGUUCACACUGUGCAUGAAUGAUAACAUGUCUGUAUAUACUAAGCAGCAUCCCAUUCGUUGAUGUUGACGGAGGUUUGAAUGUUGUAUAGAUUUUGACUUUUUUUUUUUAAUGUACUAUAACCUAAUGUUUUAUUUUAAGUUGAAUGAUGUAUUUGGUAACUUGCACAUUAAAUAAAAAAAGGCAAUAUCUGCUGUUGUUGAAUGAGGGUGAGAACUUAACGAGUUACCUAUCUUAAGGGAGUUGCAUGGGUAUUUGUACAAAAGACAAUGCUUGCUUAUAAUGACAUGGCUGGUUGUAUUAUUUGACAGUGUAAAGGCUAUUUUGUCAUUGAAGAGAUAAUAUGUGUAUAUACUGUACAUUGUUACGAGAGAGAGGUCUGAUACCUCCACAUAUCUUAGUGAAUUCUACAUAUUUAUUUUAAAACCCUCACUAAACUCAAGAAUGACAAAUAUUGCCUUUUUGGAGAAGUAGUUUGCUUAAA
Messenger RNA from Salvelinus fontinalis (brook trout), 6781 nucleotides. Its product is annotated as sodium/calcium exchanger 1-like. Bases 587 to 3427 code for a protein of 946 amino acids. Gene Ontology annotation, molecular function: calcium:sodium antiporter activity. Gene Ontology annotation, biological process: sodium ion transmembrane transport; cell communication; calcium ion import across plasma membrane. The record is from RefSeq and is a predicted model, not a curated record. Gene Ontology annotation, cellular component: axon; postsynapse; sarcolemma. The transcript has 7 exons. Lineage: Eukaryota; Metazoa; Chordata; Actinopteri; Salmoniformes; Salmonidae.